Messenger RNA from Xenia sp. Carnegie-2017, 2931 nucleotides. RefSeq names its product tetratricopeptide repeat protein 14-like. The record is from RefSeq and is a predicted model, not a curated record. NCBI's taxonomy places the organism in Eukaryota, Metazoa, Cnidaria, Anthozoa, Malacalcyonacea, Xeniidae. The transcript is spliced from 15 exons. Bases 278 to 2182 code for a protein of 634 amino acids. Gene Ontology annotation, molecular function: nucleic acid binding; protein binding.
GGCGAUCUUCCUGAUUCGUGUUAUGUUAGAAAAAAAAGUUCAUUUUUAACUUUAAAUGUUUUUACCAUUGUUUCGUAAGAGUAAGGCAACUAAGAAGAAAAAGUUUGGCUAUGAGAAGUUGCUGAAAGAAUUUUUAAGAAGAAGAGUCUAUCUCAACUUAUUUUUGGAGAUUUUUCUUGGCAAGAGAUAUUUUAGAAAUGGCUUACAAAGGCACUGUUUGUAAGCAGAGCUAAGAAUUAUCUGUUUCAGCUAUCCAGAAUACCUAUUAUCCUACAAAAUGAGCCAGGAGUCAGCAGAACAGCACAAAAAUACGUUUGAAGAUUCACAAUUCAGAAAUAGGGUAAAGAAUUUUAUAGCAUCCAAGGCAGAUGUUAUUUUCAACUUGAAAGGAAAACAAAAAUUGUUGAAUGGAGUUGAUUAUGAUAUGGAAAGAUCUCAAGAAGCUUACAGUUUAUUUGCAACAAAGUUAAUACCCUUAGAGAAAAGUAUGAAGAUUCCAGUAGAAGCAAGAAAAGCUCACAUUUUCAAGUUAUUGAAAGUUGGUGACAUUGUUAUGGGAAAAGUCGUGGGUAAACGUCCAUUUGGAAUAUUUGUUCGUCUUGAUUCGUUGGUAUAUGGGCGUAAUCUAUGUUUUAAUGAUGUUGAUAUUCAGGUGUUGUGUCCAAAAUCUGAACUUAAUAGAGAUCACAAAUCUCAUGAACAUUUUGACCCAGUUGAUGACUUUGACAUUGAUGACUUUGUUCAAGGAGUAAUUUGUUCUGUAUCAAGAGAUGAUGAAAGAAUUGCAAUCUCAUUUCGCUCUUCAAAGUUACCUUCACAAUUUGGUCAUGUUGAACUUGGAGUAAUUGAUGAUAUUGAAGACACAAAAGCUAACUUUUCUGAACAUGAUUUGAAUUAUAAUCACUACUUGCGACAAGAUCCUGGAUUUUCAAAUCCAAGCAAUGUUCAAACAUUGAUUGAUGCUUUGGGUAUUGAUUGUAGACCUCCCAAUUCUCUGUUGACAUUGUGUCAAAGGUGGACUUUUUCUGACAAGGAUGCAAACUCAAUUCGAAAACAGCAAUCAAAAAAAUGGUCGAUGGAAACAACUGCAACUGGUGUGGAAAACUUUAAGAAAGGCAAUCACGAAAAAGCUUUGAAAUAUUUAAACCAUGCCUUGCAGAUUUAUGAAGAAAAUCCUGAAGCUUUAGUUGCCCGUGGAGCGCUAUAUGCCAACCAAAAUAAACUGGAUUAUGCCAUUAAAGACUUUAAACAAGCAUUAAAACUACAACCCAGACAUCAUAAUGCUUGCAAAUACCUCAGAGAAACGUUGUUUGAAAAAGGAUCGAGGUUAAAAAACAGUGGCAGUCUAAAAGAAUCCAUUGAUGUCUUUCAAGAAUUGACGGAGCUUAAUCCUCACGACGCACAAAGUAAAGAAAGCUUAGACGAGUUAAAUAUUUUACUAAAUUCUAAGUUGGCACAAGAGGAAGCAGAGAAAAAUCGUAAAGCCGCGAGUGCGUUGCUCGUGAAUCGUAGAAAAUUUGAACAUGUUAAGAAACUAAUAAAAUCUGAUCGUGACGUUAAACGAAGUGAAAAGAAAAGAAGGAAAAAGGAGAAAAAAAGGAAGUAUAAAAAAAAGAAAAAACGAGAGAAGCGAAGCGAAACUUCAAGUUCAAAUGAUGACGAUGAAAGCGAUAACAGUGGUGAUGAAUGGAUAGUUAAGGAUACUGAUGAUCAUCUCAUCAGAAAGGAAAGUGAGGAGCGAUUUACAAAAAGUUGGAAGGAUGUUAAAGAAAGUUGUGAAGAUAAAGGAAAACUGGAGUUUAGUAAGUGUGUGAAAUCAGCUGAAAAUGAUAAAGGUGUUUUUGUUGGGAAACAUGGUAACACUGAUAAAAUGAUGUUGGGUUUCCAUGAUUUUCAAAAUAAAAAUAUUUUUAAUGAGAGCAAACACGUUAUACAACAAAAGAAACGAAAAGAAGUUGACGAUGGUAGCGAUGAUGGAUCUUCAAUAAAAUAUGAUGACAGACUGGCGAAUAAUCAGACCAGAAUAAAAAAUUCAGAAAUGAAUGAUGUGAAGCGAACUGAGCAGCAUCCUUCACGUAGCAAAGAACCAGACUCAAAGUUAAAAGUUUUGUGUAAAACAAGAGAUGAAACACGAGAAUUUAAACAGGAAAAAGAAUAUGGAGAAGUCUGGGUCUUGUGGUAGAGAAUACAGAAAGUCUUAUCGUACAAGCUCAACAGAUAGCAGUGGUUCUAGUGAUGAAUUAUCUAAAAAAAAUGAGAAUGAUCAUUUUGAAAGAAUAAUCAAAGUUCAUAGAAAAGAUAGUCUGAAGAGUACAGAAUAUCUAAGUACAACUAGGGAUAUCAAAAUACAGAAAAGGAAAUCUCUGGAUAAAGGAGGUCGGCGUAGCUCAAGUCAUGAUCUUGAUGAUAAAAGAUAUAGUCCAUGUAAAAGAAAGGAAAGCAAAGAAGGGAAAAGUGAGGAAAGCUACAGUAAACAAAGAAGAGAAGAUUACAGAAAGGAGACAAACUACAUCAACAAGUAUGGAAAGCAGAGGAAGAUGGAGUUCUGAUAGAGAAAUGAGACGUAAUGAUAAAGCAAAAUGAUGUUGGAGUAGUUUCAGCUGUCUGAUGUAUUUCAAUUUACACCUCUAAGUCUUAAGCAUUUACUGCCUUAUAGUUGUUGCAAAUAUAUUAAAUUUUGACACCGAAAUUAAAAUGAACAUUUGAUCUCAAGAAGUGUACAAAAUACUUAUGGCUUUUGAUAUUUAAGUGUUUUCAUUCAUGUUAAAGCCUUUAAACAUGCACGUGUAAAUAUUUUCACAUCGAUGAAAAAUCAUUCCUUUGAAUUCUUCCAGGUUGUUCUAGGAAUUUUAAAUGUUUUGGUCAGCUUAGUUGACUUUGUAAUUUGACCUUUUUUAUGCUCUCUCCACAUAAAGAUUUUGACCCUCUAUA